UUAUCAAUAUAAUUUGCUGUAAGGUUGAGCUUAUAUUAUAUUAGAUAAGAUGCACUUUGGUUUUUGAUUUGAGAUCUGUGUCUGGCUUUCAGAAACCCUAACACACGCUCCAGAGGAAGAGAUAAAUCGCAAAACCACAGCGGAUAAUUCUCUUUCUUUGAGUUCUUUCUUGUAUUGAACCCUAGACUCCAAUUUACUCUACAGAAUUAGCAAGAGACUGGCAUAGGCAAUGGGAAUGCAGGAAACACACAUGUACAUGAAAAGAUAAUGAGUAGGCUUUCAUUCAGGCCUCGGCCAUUAGACAUUCACAAGAAGCUCCCAAUUGUCAAGUCUGUCAAGGAUUUUGAAGAAGAUGACACUCCCACUUCUACUCGCAACUCUCAGCUCCUCCGAAUUGCUGCUGUUGAGCCUCAUAAUGAGGUGCACCACAUCCCUACUAAGAAACUAGCUCCUGAAAUACCCACUCCUCAGUUUGUUGUUGUUGAUACAUAUGAAAGAGACUAUGCCCGUACUUUUGCUCAACCCACAUCCUAUCUACGUGCAAGGGGAGCUCGAGCAGAACUUGGGGAGUUUGUUGACUAUGAUCUCGACAAUGAGGAUGAGGUUUGGCUUCAAGACUUCAAUAAAGAUAGGAAGCAUCUUUCACCUGAAAGGUUUGAAAAUCUUCUUUUCAAGUUGGAAGUGUUGGAUCAUAAAGCUCGGGAAAGAGCAGGGGUUAUAACCCCCACUCUUGCUUCACCAAUCCCUGUACUUCUACAACUUGAUUCUGCAAUUGAGGCCAUGCAAGCUCAAGGUCAGUCCGCCCGACAUGCAGUUUUACUGUCUGUUUAUAAUUAUUGGAAGCAAAAGCGCGAAAGAUGGCAGAAGCCUAUUCUGCGACACUUGCAGCCUCCUCCACCAGUUAAUGACACCAAUCCGUACAAUGUCUUCAGGCCAAGGGAAAAAGCUCACAGACUCCACACAAGAAGGAUGCAAAGGAGGGAAAAUAAUGUGCAGUCAUUUGAAAAGCUUCGCCAGGUUAGGCGAAACCUCAACCAAGCUAAAACAAUACUUGAGGCUCUUAUUAAGCGGGAGGAGAAAAAAAGAGAGGCGACGGAGACUGAAGUGAGCCUCCAAAGAAUCCAAAUGAAGUACAAGCAUGAAACUGAGCUCCUUGAGUACAGCUUGGCCCUUCCUGGAUUCACGCCUUUGUCUUCCAAGUUUGCUUCAAGUGAAGAUGAAUUUGUGGAUUCAGAUGAUCUAGCAAGCAGCCGUCCACGUGCCCAAACUGCUGCAGUUCAAAAUCCUCCUUUAACAGAUUCUAUCCUUACAGUGCCUGCAGGAAGCAUGAAGCAAGAGUUUAGGCGGCGACAUACACCAUAUGGUUGGCUUAAUAAAAUGGAUCCUCUGGAGCCAGUUCUGUUGUUCACAAAGCCUCUUGUUCCAGAAAAGUUGGCAGCUGCAGGCAUUGUGCCACCAGUAGAUUCUUCAUCAAAGAAUUGUGCAUCGACACCUCCAUACAGAUUCCAUGGAAGAAUUGGUCGAGGUGGACGAAUUGUGUUUGAUAGAUGGAACCCAUUUUUGCAUACUACAAUAGACAUUGGCAACUCUUUUUGCGUGCCACCAAGACCCCACCCUUCAGCAUAUAAUUGAUGUUGUUACUUUCAUAGUCUCACUUCAGGUUGUGGCUGAUGACACUCUAGAAAUAGGUUCAGAUGAUAUUUAUUGUAAAUCAAGGAAAACUUUUAGGGAUCGCAAAUGCUAUUCUAGGGCAGCAAGCCACAUUUCUAACUGUAUUUUCCUUAGAAGAGCAUGCUUGUGCCCGCUCCUUUACUCAAAAUUAUUAGAAAAGCUUGCCUGUGUUUCUCUU
Molecule: messenger RNA, 1849 nt
Organism: Hevea brasiliensis (rubber tree)
Lineage: Eukaryota; Viridiplantae; Streptophyta; Magnoliopsida; Malpighiales; Euphorbiaceae
Exons: 13
Coding region: 268-1632 (454 amino acids)
Biological process (GO): regulation of transcription by RNA polymerase II
Cellular component (GO): piccolo histone acetyltransferase complex
Source: RefSeq, a predicted model, not a curated record